AUGAAUUAUCCAUUCCCUGCUCCACAUCAGUGGUACCAACCGGGUGACCUCAUCAUUGGUGGGAUUGCUUCUCAGAUCUUUUAUGUCUUCUAUGAAGUUUCCUUCAAGGAGCACCCUUCACAGAAUAUGUUUGAUGUUCCAUAUGUAGUAACAAAAUUCUACCAGCACAUUCUUGCCUUGGCAUUUGCUGUGAAAGAGAUAAAUGAGAACCCCAAGUUUUGUCCUAAUAUCACUCUCGGCUUCCACAUCUAUGAUAGCUACUAUGAUGCCAGAAUGACCUAUCGUACCACUCUUGACCUGCUCUUCAAAUCACAUAGAUUUGUUCCCAACUACAAAUGUGACACCCAGAAAAAUCUCAUAGCCAUCAUUGGGGGACUUAGCGCUGACACCUCCUUCCAUAUGGCUGACACAAUCAGCCUCUACAAGAUUCCACAGCUCACAUAUGGGUCAUUUCCCCCAGACAAAAAUUAUGGAAGUCAAGUACCAUUUUACCGCAUGGUGCCCAAUGAAGCCCAUCAGCAUAUGGGGAUUAUCAGUUUGCUUAAGCAUUUCGGAUGGACCUGGGUUGGGCUCUUCACUUUCAAUGAUAAUAGUGGAGAACAUUUCUUGGAGACCCUGGAGCCAUCACUUUCUCAUAAUGGAAUCUGUUUAACCUUCACGCAAAGAAUCCCACAAAUACCCCGUUUUGAUAACUUGGAUGGAUUUCAGGAUAUAGUCUUGAAUAUUUAUGUUCAUUUAACAGAUGACAAAGCCCAUGUAUUUAUGAUGUAUGGAGAAUCUCUGAUAAUUAUAUGGCUCAGAAGUAUUCUAUUUCUAAGCGAUCCUGAAAAUAGGGAAGCAUCAUCAUUUAAAAAGGUGUGGAUUGUAACAUCUCAGAUUGAUUUCAUAUUAACAGGAUUUCAAAGGAGUUGGGGCCUUCAGAUCUUCCAAGGUGCUAUUUCCUUCACAAUUCAUUCACAAAAUCUCCUGAAGUUCCAAGAAUUUCUUCAGGGAAUAAAACUUUACUGGACACAGGUAGAUGGGUUUUUCAAGGACUUCUGGGAGCAAGCAUUUGAUUGUACAUUUCCAAAUCCCAGUGUACCAAUAGAGCUCAUUGACCUGUGUACUGGGGAGGAGAGCUUGCAGAGUCUUCCAGGGUCUCUAUUUGAAAUGAGCAUGACUGGCCACAGCUACAGUAUCUACAAGGCUGUUUACGUUGUGGCUCAUAUUUUGCAAGGGAUAUACUUGACUGGUUUCAAGAAAAGAGCCAUAGGAAACAGUGGAAUAUUAAAAAUUCAAGAUCUGCAGCCUUGGCAGCUGCACCAUCUUUUCCAUGACAUUUCAUUUAACAACUCAGCUGGAGAAACAGUAACAUUUACUGAUAAGAGAGAAAUGCGAGGUGGAUUUGACAUAAUGAACAUGGUCACAUUCCCAAAUAAGUCUUUCAUUCAAUUGAAAAUAGGAUCGGUGAAUCCCUAUGCUCUUGAUGGAAAAGAAUUCAUCAUUCAUGAGGACAAGAUUAUGUGGCCCAGAGGUUUUAAACAGGUGGUGCCAGUUUCUGUGUGCAAUGACUACUGUCACCCUGGUAAUCGGAAGAAAAGGAAGGAAGGGCAGAAAUUUUGCUGCUAUGAUUGUGUUCCAUGUCCAGAAGGGAAGAUUUCAAACCAGAAUGAUUUGGACAACUGCUUCAGAUGCCCAGAAGAUCAGUAUGCAAACAAGAACAAAAAUGGAUGCAUUCCCAAGUUAAUAACCUUUCUUUCCUAUAAGGAACCUUUAGGGAUCGGCUUAACAUCAGUUGCUGUUCUUUUUGCCCUAAUUACAAUUUUGGUGCUGGGAACUUUUAUUAAACACAAAGACACUCCCAUUGUCAAAGCCAACAACAGGGAUCUCACCUAUGCUCUCCUCAUUGCCCUCCUAUUCUGCUUCCUCUCAUCCUUUCUAUUCAUUGGACACCCUGGCAAAAUGACCUGCCUUCUUCGACAACCCACUUUUGGCAUCAUCUUCUCCGCGGCUGUUUCUUGUGUGUUGGCCAAAACCAUCACUGUAGUUGCAGCUUUCAUGGCCACCAAGCCAGGGUCCACUAUGAGGAAGUGGGUGGGAAAAAGACUGAGCAACUCCAUUGUCCUUUCCGGCUCACUCAUUCAUGUGAGUAUUUGUACUGGGUGGUUGAUGACCUCUCCCCCAUUCCCUGAUCUAGACAUGAACUCAGUAACAGAGGAAACCAUUUUGCAGUGCAAUGAAGGCUCAGUGACCAUGUUUUAUUGUGUCCUGGGCUACAUGGGCCUCCUGGCCAUUGCCAGCUUCAUUGUGGCAUUUGCAGCUCGCAAAUUACCAGACAGUUUCAAUGAAGCCAAGUUCAUUACCUUCAGCAUGUUGCUCUUCUGCAGUGUUUGGCUUUCUUUUGUUCCAACCUAUCUGAGCACCAAAGGGAAAUCCAUGGUGGUGGUGGAGAUCUUCUCCAUCUUGUCCUCCAGUGCUGGAUUGUUGGGCUGCAUCUUUGCCCCCAAAUGCUACAUCAUUGUUCUGAAGCCUGAGCUGAACUAUAUUAAGGAGUUUAGUAUAAAGUUGUUACUAUAA
Messenger RNA from Podarcis raffonei (Aeolian wall lizard), 2556 nucleotides. RefSeq names its product vomeronasal type-2 receptor 26-like. Gene Ontology annotation, cellular component: membrane. Gene Ontology annotation, molecular function: G protein-coupled receptor activity. The coding region runs from base 1 to 2556 and encodes 851 amino acids. The transcript is spliced from 7 exons. Gene Ontology annotation, biological process: G protein-coupled receptor signaling pathway. The record is from RefSeq and is a predicted model, not a curated record. NCBI's taxonomy places the organism in Eukaryota, Metazoa, Chordata, Lepidosauria, Squamata, Lacertidae.